CUUAUUUCUUAAUCAAAACCAACCAGCAUUCCUAACAUAAUGUCAUGGAGGUUGAGGGAACAGGAGAAAAUAUCCCAUAAGGCAAAAGAAUUACAGGAAUCAUGGACAGGAAGCCCUUACAGGGGAAAUGAGUCAAUCCACUUCUGUCUAACAGAAACUAUUAGCACAGAAGUAAAGAGCUUUUAGAAACAGCUUAUGAAUUCACAGCUUGCAAAGUAAGUGAAGUCUCUGUCUCUGUUACACACAUAUACUAACUCACACAUGCAUACAUGCACAUCUCUGGUGGAAAGAAGGAGAAUUUACAGUCUGGAACGCAUAUCAACUUUCUGUUUAAAGAAAAAAAGAAAAGAUUUUUCAAUAGGCACAGAAUCCCACCCCCUCAGCACCCCUCCUUUCCCAUCUGACACUGACUUCAAGGGAGGAGUUGAGCCAAUUAUCUGUGAGCCCUACAGAAGGAAAAUCUGCAAUUUGCCAGGAGUGAGAGCAAGAGAGAGAAAGGCAGGGAGGGAAGAAGAAAUAAUUAAUUGGUAAAUGUAAAGGAAAAGCCCCUUUUCAUCUAGAAAGAGAACACUUUUAAACAAAUCUCAGAUCAGAAGAAAAGCAGCUAGUGGCAGGAGGAGUGCCAAGUAAGACUUGGUGAAGUGUAGGUUUAGUCCCACUGCCAUAGACGAUUUCCAUGCUCCCAGUGAUUUUUCCCCAUAGGGUUUGAGGCAGCUUAAGAGGCAGAGUGGGCCAAACAGCUGCACCCACGAUCCUGUACAACUAGGUGUCGCUCCAGAGACCCUUUCCACCCAGCAGAGCCUGUGAAGCGCAACUUGCAAGAAAAGCCAGUGGGAGUGGGAGUGCUCUGCAUCUCCUCUUGAACUGAGGCUGUCAGGAGAGGAGCUCAUCUCAUCAGAGGGAACAGCUAUCUCUGGUUCUGCGACCCUUCUUUGGCCCAUGUCAAUCGUCUGAUCCAGUAAUUACCAUCCAUGGGGGACUGUCCCCUGGAGUUCUGCAGUCCUUUCCAAUCCUGCUAAGGUCCCAGAAAAUACUGGUGAAGAACUAAGCCCAGAGCAGCAACGUGGGAUACAGAGAACGACAAUCUUUCACAGCAGCAGCCACUCCUGAUUAAAAUCAUCAGCUUCAUCAGACUACACCAAAACCCAGGACUUCUCCUCCAAAGAAAAAGAGGAGCAAGCAAUGAUGAAGACCAUGUCCAGUGGAAACUGCACCCUGAACGUGCCAGCCAAGAACUCAUACCGCAUGGUAGUUCUGGGAGCGUCCAGGGUAGGCAAAAGCUCCAUUGUCUCACGCUUUCUCAAUGGCCGGUUUGAGGACCAGUACACUCCCACCAUUGAGGAUUUUCAUCGCAAGGUCUACAACAUCCGGGGAGACAUGUAUCAGCUGGACAUCCUGGACACCUCUGGGAAUCACCCUUUCCCUGCUAUGAGGAGACUUUCUAUCCUGACAGGUGAGAAAGUGGAGGAAAGUUUGCAGAUGGAGAACGGGGAUGUUUUCAUCCUGGUGUUCAGUUUGGACAACAGAGAAUCCUUUGAUGAGGUCAAGAGACUCCAGAAACAGAUCCUUGAGGUCAAAUCCUGCCUGAAGAACAAGACCAAGGAAUCAGCUGACCUCCCCAUGGUGAUCUGUGGCAAUAAGAAUGACCACAGUGAAAUCUUCCGCAAGGUGCGUUCAGAUGAAGGUGAAAACCUUGUCUCCAGCGAUGAAAAUUGUGCUUACUUUGAAGUUUCAGCCAAGAAGAACACCAACGUGGAUGAGAUGUUCUACGUCCUGUUCAGCAUGGCCAAGCUACCUCAUGAGAUGAGCCCUGCCCUCCACAGGAAAAUCUCCAUUCAGUACGGUGACACCUUCCAACAGAAAUCCUUCCGAAUGCGCCGAGUCAAGGAGAUGGAUGCCUAUGGCAUGAUCUCUCCCUUUGCUCGCCGGCCGAGUGUUAACAGCGACCUGAAAUAUAUCAAAUCAAAAGUUCUCAGGGAAGGUCAGUCAAGGGAGAGGGAGAAAUGCACUAUCCAGUGAAGGCGACUAUCGUUCUCUCUGAAGUCGUCAUCAACAUGUAGUGCCUUAAAGAAAAACAGUCUGCAGAAGCCCAGAAUGGGCUCACUGGGUUCAUCCAAUCAAGAAAGCCCAGCAUGGCAAAAGGAUAAUUCUUCCUGAGGAGUCUACUGAAUCAUGAAUGUAAAUAAUAUUGUUCUUGUAAAUGACUGGGAAAAAUCAUAUGCCUGAUAUGUGACUGCAUUUCUUUCUUUGUAAUGUAGUUCCUCUUUGUAGCCCUUUUUGUCCUUUGUUGCCCUUUUUGUCUAAAGAACACAGACUUGAGAAGUAAAGACAUUUCAGCCUCAUCCCUACAAAGAAAGUAGGUCAAUAAUGCACAGAAGGUAUUAACAGCUACCCCAGUGUGCAGCUGUUGCUGACAGAGAGAGAGAGAGCGAGAGAGAGAGUGAGAGAGAGUGUUUGCAUGCAUGCGUGGAGCACUUCUUUACAAAAAUUGGACUUACGUUUCUAAGGACAACAAUCUUACUGAGGCUUCCUAGUUUGGGAGUGGACUCUGUAUAUAAACACAUGAUUCUAACUCACUUCUGAGGUAACCUGCAUUCAGAAGGUCUUGAUUUUAUGUCUGCUAGGACAGCUGUAAAAUGACAUUAACAAGAAUGUUGUUUGUAUUAUUGAUUUUGUUUUGGGUUUGGUUUUUUAUUGUCUGGGGGUGGUUUCCUAGCAAAAUCAGAUGGCAAGUGUGUUUGAAAAGUGUCUAAUAUUUAGAAGUAGAAGGUGUAUUUCAGCUGUAAAUCUAAAUAAUAUGUACAUUGACUGAAAGUGAAAUUGUACAGUAAAAAGCCAAUACAUUUGACUGCUUUGCAAGCCUGGUGUGGUAUUGUUUCUCACAGCAGUCACACGGACUCUGAACACCUUCGUACAAAUGCCACCCUUUGCCUUGCUGGCCACCGGAGGAACCAUUCUGCCUGCUUGUGACAGGUGGGGGCUAACCAGAUUCAUGUGUCGACUUAGACCGUUUCAGAGGCAGGGUUGAGUUUUCCUUCAAAAUUAAGAACUGACUGGAUGUGGCCUUUUGAUCUGGGACCAGCUGCAUCAUAUUUCUUCUGUUAACAUCAUUUUGUUGAUGAUUUUACUUGAUGUCUGACGAAGAUUGCCUUGAUGGAAACCUUUGCACUACAGAAGUCCUUCAGAAUAGAAGCUUUGUGCUAGCUGUCUAAAUAGGGCUGAACUGGUCAAAUAAACCUGGGACUGUCAUUCACUUCUUCCCUUUCUCAGUCUAGUCCAGCCUCCCCUGUCUUAAGCUCUCUCCCUAUCCUGUCUCUGUCUUUAUUGCUCGAUAUGCUAUAGUCUCCUAUAUACCCUCAAAGCCAAAUAUAUUCUCUCAGAUAUGAGCUUGCUGCUCUUGCUGAUGGGAAUGAGAGGCGUGCAUGCAUAACUGUGGGCAGAGCAUAGCUCCUGGACUGUACAUAACAGUAGAGUAUAUAUGUUAUAUAUACCUCAGAAGAUCAUUUGGAUAUUCUUGUCCCUCCGUCACCAUCAAAUUCUGUCCUUGGCUCUAUCUGUCUUGCUGCAUCCUGGUCAGAGCUGUGACCCAACUCAUUCUGUAAUCUGACAGAAAACCAAGAAUGAUGAAUGUCUGUGAAAAUUAGCCUCUAGGAGUCAAAAUCCUAUCAUCACUUUUCAGCUCCACUCUUUAUUGGUACUGUAUAUUGACUGGUAAAAUACACUGUUCUUUUGUCCCUGGUGCCAGGGCAACUCCUUUCUGAUCAUUUCCCCUUCCCUAUCUAUAAAUAUGUACACUGUUUAUGAUUAAAUCUGUCUUAUUUA
This is a messenger RNA of Struthio camelus australis, 3822 nucleotides long. NCBI's taxonomy places the organism in Eukaryota, Metazoa, Chordata, Aves, Struthioniformes, Struthionidae. The record is from RefSeq and is a predicted model, not a curated record.